Amborella trichopoda is the source of this 364-nucleotide messenger RNA. The record is from RefSeq and is a predicted model, not a curated record. Lineage: Eukaryota; Viridiplantae; Streptophyta; Magnoliopsida; Amborellales; Amborellaceae.
UAUGGCUCGCUUUGUACCCAUCUUGGCUAUGUCUCUCCUUGCUCUUCUGCUCCUUUUUGAGUUCGGGUCAGGACUAGAACCGCAAGCGGUGACCGAAGGCGCCCUCCCCAAAGGCACCAUGGAUUGUGGAAAAGCAUGCACCGGCAGGUGCAGAUUAUCGUCGAGGCCACACCUGUGCAAGAGGGCUUGUGGGACAUGUUGUGCAAGGUGUAGCUGUGUGCCUUCGGGGACCGAUGGAAAUGCAAAAAUGUGCCCAUGUUACUAUAACAUGAAGACUCAUGGCAACAAACCCAAGUGCUCUUAAGCCUUAACAGAGUGCUUCUAGUUGCCACUAAACAUGGGCUUCCCUUUCUUGUCUCUUCAU